This is a messenger RNA of Culicoides brevitarsis, 768 nucleotides long. Its product is annotated as sodium/potassium-transporting ATPase subunit beta-2-like. Gene Ontology annotation, biological process: potassium ion import across plasma membrane; sodium ion export across plasma membrane; intracellular sodium ion homeostasis. Gene Ontology annotation, cellular component: sodium:potassium-exchanging ATPase complex. The record is from RefSeq and is a predicted model, not a curated record. The transcript is spliced from 3 exons. Gene Ontology annotation, molecular function: ATPase activator activity. Lineage: Eukaryota; Metazoa; Arthropoda; Insecta; Diptera; Ceratopogonidae. The coding region runs from base 1 to 768 and encodes 255 amino acids.
AUGAAAGCACUAAUUUUUGUAUUUUUUGUCAUUUUUCUUCGGAAUUCUCAUCAACAAAUACCUGAAAAUGGUCCAAUUCUAACUUUUCAUCCGAAACCUCUAAAAUACUACCAUUGGCUCAUCUGGACAACGCAACCAACGUUAAUUCAUUACAUCGGGAGCGAACAUUUGGGUUACAAGAACUGGACAAAUGCCUUGGAUGCCUUUAUCGACACUUAUCGCCCCAAUAUUCGUUCAGGAGUGAAGCAAAUUUGUAAUUUUAAUACGAAAAAUUUCCCCGAUAUCGCUUGCAACAUCGACGUUCGUUCAUUUGGUCCGUGCGUUUUGGAAAAUCUUUACGGAUAUCACCGGAACUCUCCUUGCGUCUUUUUGACGUUUAAAGAACUUUUCGGAUGGACUCCCGAAUAUUACAACGAUCCGGAUUUGUUACCGUCGAAAAUGCCGAAGAGAUUGAAGGAACACAUCUCGAAAGUUGCUGAAAAAAGUCAAAAAAUGCUGAAUACGGUUUGGAUUUCGUGCGAUGGCAUUCACGCUGCUGACAAAGAAUAUAUUGGGCCUGUGAAGUAUUUUCCGUUUCAAGGAUUUCCCGGAUAUUUUUUUCCUUAUAGCGGGCAAGAUGAUUAUUUGAGUCCUUUGGUUGCGGUUCAAUUCGAGAGACCUGCAAGACAUAUUUUGAUCAAUAUUGAGUGCAAGGCAUGGGCACGUAAUAUUGAAUAUAACGUCGAAGAACAUAUUGGAAUUGUGCAAUUUGAAUUAUUUAUUGAUUAA